Fraxinus pennsylvanica is the source of this 828-nucleotide messenger RNA. NCBI's taxonomy places the organism in Eukaryota, Viridiplantae, Streptophyta, Magnoliopsida, Lamiales, Oleaceae. The record is from the annotation of a GenBank genome assembly.
AUGUAUAACACCUCCCUGCAGCUUCCUAAAAUACUCUCGUUUCACAAAUUUGCUAGACGAGAACAGUAUACACAUAUGGACAAGUCUGAUAGUAGAAGGAAUUGGUCUGGUGGUGCAAUAGGAAGGCAAGAUUGCUUAUCCGAAAUAGAUUCUAGGAAUUGCAGGGUGAGAGAUUGGUCUGUUGACUUCUCAGCUGCUGGUGUCAACCUUGAUAGCUCUAAAGUUCCUGUUGAUAAUCAUUCACAGCAGAGCCAUUCAAAUGAGAUUGCAAAUCAGUUAAACUUUAAAGAGCACUCUGGAGAAAGUGGAGCUGCAGACAGCAGUAUAUUCACAAAAGCAUGGGUUGAUAGUGCUGGUAGUGUAAAGGACUACAAUGCUAUUGAGAGAUGGCAAUGUCAAGCAGCUGCUGCAAGUUCUGGUUUCUCUCAUGGGACAAUGCACGUAAAAGAUGAGGAGGAUUCAAACACGAGUUCAAAGUUACAUUUGUUGAAAUAUGAUGCACCAGCAAAUGAGAGUUCUGCUUCACACAUCGUAGUGAACAAGGAAAAGAGAGAUAAUCAACCUAGGGGGACAGACCGUAUUAAACAUGCUGUUGUGGAUUAUGUAGCAUCACUGCUCAUGCCUCUUUACAAAGCAAGAAAAAUUGACAAGGAAGCUUAUAAGUCAAUAAUGAAGAAAACUGCCACAAAGGUAAUGGAACAAACUACUGAUGUUGAGAAAGCAAUGCCUCUUUUUGAGUUUCUUGAUUCCAAACGCAAAAACAAGAUUCGAGCCUUUGUGGACAUGUUGAUUGAAAGACACAUGGCAAAAAAGCCUGGCACAAAAUAG